Molecule: messenger RNA, 2163 nt
Organism: Exophiala spinifera
Lineage: Eukaryota; Fungi; Ascomycota; Eurotiomycetes; Chaetothyriales; Herpotrichiellaceae
Exons: 7
Coding region: 1-2163 (720 amino acids)
Biological process (GO): DNA-templated transcription; positive regulation of transcription from RNA polymerase II promoter by galactose
Cellular component (GO): nucleus
Molecular function (GO): DNA-binding transcription factor activity, RNA polymerase II-specific; RNA polymerase II cis-regulatory region sequence-specific DNA binding; zinc ion binding
Source: RefSeq, a predicted model, not a curated record
AUGACUCCGAGCUUGAUGGUGGGUCGAAAGUGUGUCUCCCUUUAUGGCAUCGAGAUCGCCGUGAAGCUAUCGGCCACGACUAACCAACCAGAUAGCUAUCUCAAUCAGCUCGAGGAGAGGAUUGCACGUAUCGAGGGCCGGCUGAGUCAUUGCCAGCCCCAAUCUCACCCCGGACCCCGUUUGGAAGCGUCAAGGACAAGCCAGAAUGGAUCUGGCGACGACAUCCCUGCCAGCACAGCUAGUUCUGUCUUGGGCCACCAGGCCGAAGUCAUGCAUGGAGCAACUCGGGAAAUUGAGUCAAGUGAGGACGUGAUUGACGGAAUGGGGGCCAUGAAAUUCACGGACGAGGAAGACAGUGGCUACUAUGGGCCUUCGUCGAAUAUUGCCUUUAUCCAGAGUAUCAACCUGGCCAUCACCAGAGCAGACCACUUGAGCCCCCGAAGUUCCGUGUCUUUCAGCCGGGUACGAAUCAAUACCGGCCUCAGUGUAUCACGGCGACGGUAUGUACAGGACAAAGUUGCCCAAAAUGGUGCGAUAGUCUCUCAAGGGAGCGUUAGUAUUUAUGCUCUCCCCUCUGAGGCUCGGACUUGGAGCCUCAUCGGGCAGUAUUUCAGCAAAUCUGGCCAACUGCUGCCAUUGAUCCACGAGGAAAGCUUCCGCGAAGCUUAUUUCCAGAUGAAACAGAACAACUUUACAAUGGCACGCAGGACGUGGCUGGGCCUGUUGAAUAUCAUGCUCGCGCUGGCGACGAUGAUAAGUAACGAAGGCCACCAAUCUGCGGUAGAGCGGAUUAAAGAAUCGGACGUCUACUACCAAAGAGCCCAAGGCUUGUGUGACAGGGAGUCCAGUCACACCUCGAGUAUCGAGCUAGAAGUGCAGUACCUGCUCAUCCUCGGCCAGUACCUUCAGUCAACACAAAAGUCAGUACAGGCAUGGACUGUCCAUGGAUUGGCAAUUACACUUGCUCUUCAACUAGGAUUGCAUUCCUCACGGACAAACCAAGAGUUCAGUUCGUUGGAGAGCGAGAUCAGGAAGCGCGUCUGGUAUGGUUGUGUCCUUCUUGACAGGACGUUGAGUAUGACUUUUGGCCGCCCAGCUGUGAUCCCAGAUCGAUAUGUCUGUCUGGAUCUUCCGUCGCAGCACAUCCAGAUACUGGGUCGCACACCGGGAAGUCCGAUAGAACAACAAGCGGAUGCUAGAUUCUUCAUCGCCACUAUCAAGCUUUACAAGGUGAUGUAUCAUAUCAUUGACACCUGCUACGGUCAGAACCUCGGCCUCGAUGACGCUUCCCGGGAGUCAGACAUUGUGUUGCACGUCCUCGAAGGGAGCCGACACCUUCGGAACUGGAGGGAAGAAGCCGGGACACUCAAGCUGCGUGUGUGGACCGACCCCCUACGACCGUCGGAACUUUCGCAAAUGAAGAGAGAAGAGACGGUGACACACAGAUUUAACAUCGUGAUUUCGCUCCGCUACCACAAUCUGCGCAUCUUGCUGUAUCGGCCCAUUUUGGAAGCAUUCCUGGACGCUCACGGAAGCAGUCGCAUGAAGGACUCAUCCAAGAUGGACGUGUCACACCAGGUGGGUGUCAGCAGCAUCUCCAGUUGUGUCGACUCUGCCAUGGUUAUCAUAUCCGUGAUUCACACGAUUGUUACGUCGGAAGAAUGGCACCCCAAUCUGCUUGGAGCCUGGAACUACUCUGCGUUUUACACAUUUAAUGCUGGUCUCGUCUUGUUCGCCACUCUACUUGUCUCGCAGUCCGGAGACGCCCAGCGCUGGGAAUUCGUUGAGAGAGCUCCUCAGUAUCUCACAUUCGCCAUCGAAGCGCUACGAAAGCUCGAUCCCGGAAAUUCGGUGGUGGAACGAUGCGUCAAUUAUCUGUCCCGAUUGACCGCACUGCUCGACUCUGGUACCGGAGGCAUUGACCACCAGCAAUCCGGACUAUUUGGUCCGGAGCAUCCACUGCCGAGAAACACGAAUCCUGAGUAUCCUUGUAUCUCCUACAGUGGUGGCGCCAGAGGUGGUGAUCUGCAGUCGACGAUACAACACACGUCUAAUCAGGGUUUGAUGACAAGGGCAUACGACUGCGGGGAUCUCAAUCUCAAUGAAUUCAUGUUGGAUACAGACUUGGACUUCUUUUCCAGACCAUUUGAUUCCAUCAGUUGA